AUGGCAACGGGUGACCCCUCUCCACCGUCCAGUACUCCUGGAUUGGUGGUACCCUUGGUGAUUUGGGGACCAAAACCUCCGGAGAACAAAAUGACAGUGGUACGAUAUAUGAGCGACAAUGCGACAAUCAUUACGGGAGCCCAAAAUGGUCAUAUAAUUACUUGGAAUUGCAAUGGAAGCACUUUGACCCCGGGGCAAUUGAUGAUAGGUCACGAAGCUCCAAUCACAGCCAUUUCGCCCACUAAUAGUCUGCCAACUUCAACAAGAUUUAUUUCCGCUUCUUGCGACGGUCAUCUGUGCCUUUGGGAUAUACAGGAUGGUCGGUGUAUCGACUCGGUUUCGACUUUAUUCAUUCAUAGGCACAUGCAACCUUAUACUUAUAAAUCCUCUCGCCAUACGAGAUCCACGCGGCUAUUCUGCAUAGGUGAUUAUAGCGAUAUAGUGGUUAUGGAUCCACAGGAUCUUACUGUUGUUUUCUUGUUGAGUUCAAGGGUAGAACCUGACUGGGUAUGCAGCUAUGAGAUCGUACAGAGACCAAGUAAACCUGAACAGUGCAUUGGUGUCUCCAUGGCUGGCAUGAUAAAAAUUUGGUCGUUAGUGGAGCUCGAGAAGAAGGAUCUUGCCACUCCCUUGUACGAGGAUGAAUCUAAGAGACUGGAGCUGAGAGAUGUGAAAGCGGUGUCUUUCAAUCCUGUGAAUCACAAGGUGUUUCUCGUUGUUUGCUCGAAUGUCUGGCAGUUGCUCGACCUGGACGAGUUGGCUGCUGCCAUCACCUACGAAUGCCCGGCGAGAGCUGUAAGCGGGAAAAUUUUGUGUAUCGACAAAGUAGCCAUAGCUUACAAUGAUCACACUGUGCGAGUGUAUCAGCUUCCUCUGGACAAACUGGAAGGUGCGCAAGCUCGCCAAGCCUUCGGUGUGGAACCUAAGAACUUUUUGGGUAUGGCAAAUCCUUUCGAAUUUGCUGUUUUGGAUACAGCUCAUGCAAAUCCUCGUUCGUGGCUUAAUGAUGUAACGUUCACCUUCGCGCGACAAACUGGCGAUUCUAAUCUAUUUCAAGUCGCAAGGGUCAGUCAUGCUGGACAGUUACUGAUCUGGAGAAUUCCCAACUUUGACAAGGAUUUUCUCAACGGCUACCAUUCAAUCUCACAAUUUCCACUCAAAUUCGAUCCAUCACACGAGGAGAGUUUAGCUGCUAUUUGGAGUAGUCUCAGCGAUAAUGAGCAGUCGUCCUUGCCUGUACUGGACCCUGGCGAUGUGACAAGCUCUUUGUUUGUGAGCAGUCAAGGAAAAUUGCUGAUUGGCAGGGCAGAUGGCUUAAUUGUCAUGACAUAUGCUUGUGAGACGUUAUCGCGGCAGUUACUGGAUGUAUCCUUGGAAAAACCUACUACGCGAAGGCUGAACGGGCACAAAGCGGCUGUGACUAAUCUUUUCUAUCCCUUUGAACAUCAUCCACGUUUUGAUCCUCAAGUCUUGAUUUCUGGUGCUGACGACUUUGCCGUAAUUGUCUGGAAUAUCAACACUGCGGCCAAGCUAUACAAGUUUAGCGUGCAUGGUGGUCCUAUAUUACGCUUCCUAGUUCCUCCAGCUAAUACUAGUAAACAAAUGAGCAAGUGCAUCUGCUCAGUGGCAGCUGAUAAUAGCGUGGCACUGCUAAAUAUUCGUGACAUGAAAUUGGCUUUGCUUGCGUCACGACAUCCUCACCCUGUCACACUAGUCAAAUGGCGACCACUGGAUGAUUUCAUGCUUGUCCGACUAGAUGAUGGCAGCGUGUAUGUGUGGCAGAUGGAAACAGCGAAUAUGGAUCGUGUCGUGACCGGCGUUGUGGCUGAGGAAGUUCUAGCGGCUUGCGACGAACAAAUUGGACGUGAAGAAGGCACUGAGGAAGUGGCAGCACCACAAGCCAUUGUACUUAUGAGGACAUUGCGAUAUCGUGGCAUGGACAUGAUGAAGGGACGAACAAGCACUGGCGCGUCUGAUUCGAGCACGCCUAAGGUUGAGACUCCUCCGUCAACCUACGAUACUGGAGCAAUUCAACUUGGGCCUCCUAUGACUAUCCAUUCCUUGCCUGGAUGCAAUCACGGAGCUCAUCUUAUCCAGUUCGAGGUUGGUAGCCUCAUCGGCGGCAUCGUGAAUCUCGACGCUAGUGACGAGGCCCUUAUGAGACGUCCUUCUGCCCAAAGUAUCACAAAAGCUGAUUGUACUGAGGAAGCACCGAAUGCCGAGCUUUCGCGGCGCCUCAUGUGGCAGUUCGAAUCCAAUCUUUAUCUGGACAUCGCUCGCUUGCUUCUGUCAUUUCUGCAUGCCUGGAAUCUUGACAAAGAUCUGGAUGCUGUUUGCAUAAAGAAGCUGGCUUUGAAUAAACCCAAACAGCAGCUCUACUUUGGAAAUGUUUCCAGACACGGGCAGCUGUCUGUGGUGUUACCGCAACGUACUCAACGAUCCUUUGACACAUUUUCGACGGAUCUUCGAUGGCAGGCUAGUCAUUCUUUGACCACCACUCACUUAUUAGCAGUCAUCUCUACAGCAAACACUUUGAUGGGUAUGAGGAAUGCGGCUUCACAAAUUGAAAAUACUCGACGUAGCUCCUUGGCAAGUGCACAUCCACUAGCACGCAAGACGACGAAAGAAGGGAUCAUAAGUGAAAGGCAACAAUUGAAACAAGGGUGGAGCCUCUUGGCAGCAUUGCACUGCGUCCUACUACCCGAUCAUGUUCACCCGAGGAGCAGCUACGCAGCGCCACGCAUCGAACUUCUUGCCAGAAGGUGGCAAGACAGCUGUGUAGAGAUACGAGAAGCAGCGCAAGCUUUGCUUAUCCGUGAAUUAUCACGGUUAGGAGCAUCAGGACGGAGACGUCUCAUUGAAUCCUGGACACCAUUCCUGCCACCCUUGCUCGAUCCUGCACUGUCGAUUUUUGGGGCCAGACUGCAGUCCUCAGUACCAGCUUUGCCUCCGUCAGCUCCUCCCAUUCCUCCCAGGCAUAAGUCAUCACCGCCUCCGCUGGCACCUGUACCAGAACCUUCCAUCGCAGAAGAUGGUGAGUCUGGGGUACAACAGGUUCGUCGCAAUCAAGCCACUGCUAUCAUUCUCCUUGGUGUUGUAGGUGCAGAGUUUGGAGAUGAGCUGAAUAGGGCGGAUCUAACUCGAGCCACUGCGCUUUCGUUGUUGGAGCUUCUCGUAGCCGCGCCUUCACCAUUGCUACCCGUCCAUUCUCCUUUGCGGCGAGCCGCCAUAGACCUUCUAGGACGUGGUUUCGUCCAUUGGGAACCACAUUUGGAGAUUUCCAAAGUUGUUCUAGGUCUGCUCGAUCUAGCCGCGAAUACGGAGAAACAACCACCGCCACCAAUUAUUGGCGCCCCAUUGUCCCCUAUAGCCGAUGCUUGCCGCACAGCACGUCAUGCUUUGACGUUGAUUGCUACAGCCAGGCCCACAGCUUUGCUGUCUGCUUUGAGUAUGGAGGUUGCAAGAUAUAACUCUGCUGCACAGCAUCAAACUAUUCAGCAUACGGUUGUAAGUCCAUUGCUAAAAUCGCGAACUGAGGUCCUGCGGAUCAUAGAGGAGUUAUCAGAAAAACGUUAUGGAGAAGUGGUGGAGAUGAUGUUGCCGGUAGGGGAUAUCCUUGUCCAUUGUUUGGAUACUUCCUUACUCAAGCAGAAGACUCUUUCCGAUGUGUUCCCUCCAAUAACCAAGUUCUAUAUGGUGGCCUACUGUGCGCCUACACGUCGUAUAGCUUUCGGUGGAAAGAAUGGCACAUGCGUUGUACACGAGCUUAGAGCAGCUAAAGCUCAUAGCUUACAAGCCCAUCAAGGUCCUGUCACAGCAGUGGCCUUUUCAGAAGAUGGCAAAUAUCUGGCGACAUAUGGUGGGCAAGAUGCCAAAAUAAACUUUUGGCAGACUAGUCAGACAUUUUUGGGCAUGGGUCAGAGUCAGAUGAAACUCGCUAAGACCCAACCAGCGCCAUCUUUGCCACCAGUUCCAUCCAGUCCCAGCAAUGGCGUUCCCGCUUUCAGACCCAGACUCGUUUGGAUAAACUCUAAAGCGUUAACGCUCAUGUUGCCUGAGGGCAGAGAGCAGAGAUUUAGUAUCUAACUUAGGAAAUUAUAUCUAUAUCAAACCGUGAUUCACUUGGAAGCAUAAUUCUAUUUCUCAGUUGAAAUCGCAGUUCUAGUCUUUUUCAUUGCUUGUGAUAUAUUUUUUUGCUGUGAAUCAUUAUUCGUUCCCAGCAUUGCCCAUUGUGUUGUGAAAAUUUUGCUGCCAUAUUAUUUUGCAUGUUCUUGACUCAUUGACUAUUUAUUUCAUCCAUACAGCACGUGUUUGUGGUAAUCUCUGUUUUCUGAUGGUGCAACCAUUAGGGGGUCACAAUUCUCAUUCCUUGGUAUACAGAGUAGGCAUGACGAUUGAUACGUGAUUUUGGCGAAUAAAUUGUUCAUAUACUUA
Molecule: messenger RNA, 4434 nt
Organism: Cylicocyclus nassatus
Lineage: Eukaryota; Metazoa; Nematoda; Chromadorea; Rhabditida; Strongylidae
Source: the annotation of a GenBank genome assembly